AGAAGACUUGAUACGCUUAAAUUCCAGUUAGUUUGUGACUCUCUGUUAACCGGUCCUUUUCAAUUUUUUUAUUUGAAUAAUAAUCAAGGCUAAUAGUAUUUUUUUAAAUUAUGAAUUUCGUACUUUGUUGCUAUAUUAUUAUUCAUCUGGUGGUACAUUCAAAGCAAAAAGAAAUUACAAAAAAUGAUACAAUUGGAAUUGAUAGUUUAAAUAUCGAAUCAACAGAUAAAUAUUUGUAUGAAGCUGAAGAAUAUGGAAUUAAAGAGAUGAACAAAUUUUAUAAUGUUGAAGAACCAAAAUUAUUUUCAAAUGGUUUAUUUUUAACUGAUGAACAUCCAGCAAAAUACGUUGCAGCAUUUAAUCGUCAAUCAGAUGAGGCAAAAAAUUUAUCAAAAUUAGCAUAUGCAGUAUUAAAAAGUUCAAAAAAAUUAGUUGAAAUAUUUGGUAAUUCAUCAAAUGCAUUUCUUAAAAAUGUUAAUCGUAAAUCAACAUUUGGUCUUCGUGAACGUUGUCAAAGACAUACCUUUCCUUCAUGUUCAUCAGCAAAUAUAAAAUAUCGUACUUUUGAUGGUAGCUGCAAUAAUUUUCAGCAUCCAUGGUGGGGCUCAGCAAUGUCCACAAUGCAAAGAUUUAUUGCUCCAGUUUAUGAUGAUGGAAUUGAAACAAUUAGAAGAUCAACAAGUGGAAAAGCUCUUCCAAGUCCUCGUGAUGUUUCUAGAGCAAUUCAUGUUGAUAAAAAUAUUCCAUCGAAAACAGUGACACACUUGUUGAUGCAAUGGGGACAAUUUAUUGAUCAUGAUAUAACUGCUACUGCACAAAGUCGAGGUUUUAAUGGUACAUUUCCACAGUGUUGUACAAAUCGUGGAAGUGAAUUUCAACCACCACAUUUAACGCAUCCAGAUUGUUUGCCAAUUAUUGUUGAUUCAAAAGAUGAUUUUUUUGGUAAAUUGGGUGUACGUUGUUUGGAAUUUGUACGUAGUGGUCCAGCACCAAAAGAAGAUUGUGCAUUUGGAUCAAGAGAACAACUUUCACAAGUUUCAAGUUAUAUUGAUGGAUCAAUGAUUUACAGUAGUAAUACUGCUCACAGUAAUAGUUUAAGAACUUUUAGAAAUGGAUUAUUACAGUAUGGACAACCAGCUGGUGGACCUGAUGAUUUAUGUAGAAGAGGAUCAUUAGCAACAAAUUGUUUUAGAGCUGGUGAUGCUCGUUUAACUGAACAACCAGCAUUAACAUCACUUCAUGUUGUUUUUCUAAGACUUCAUAAUAAAAUAGCAACAGAAUUAUCAGCUGUUAAUUCACAUUGGGAUGAUGAAAAAUUAUUUCAAGAGAGUAGAAAAAUUAUUGGUGCAAUAAUACAACAUAUUACCUAUCAAGAAUAUUUACCACUUGUUGUUGGUCCUGAUGUUACGGAUACUUUUGGAGUUAAAUUAUCAAAAAAUUAUUCAAAAGGAUAUGAUCCUGCAGUUGAUGCAACUGUUGCUAAUUCAUUUUCAUCAGCUGCAUAUAGAUUUGGGCAUUCACUUGUUCAAUCAAAAUUUGAUAGAUAUGACAAACAUCAUAAUUUAAUAAGCAACAAUGUUACAAUUCAUGGAGAAUUUGGAAAUAAAGUUGAUUUACAAAGUGCUGGAUCAGUUGAUAGAUUACUUCUUGGUAUGGUUAAUCAACCAUCACAACAUCGUGAUGAAUUUAUAACAAAAGAAUUGACAAAUCAUUUAUUUCAAUUUCCUGGUUUUCCAUUUGGUAUGGAUUUAGCAGCAAUUAAUAUACAACGUGGUAGAGAUCAUGGUCUUGCACCAUAUGUUGCAUGGCGUAAAAUUUGUAAUUUAACAGACAUUAAAACAUGGAAUGACAUGAAAAAUAGAAUACCAACUAAAACAAUACAAAAAUUAAGAAAACUUUAUGAAAAUGUUGAGGAUGUUGAUUUAUUUACAGCUGGUAUUUCUGAAAAACCACUUCUAAAUGGACUUGUUGGACCAACAUUUGCUUGUAUUAUUGCUCAACAAUUUAGUAAUCUUAAAAAAGGUGAUCGUUUUUGGUAUGAAAAUACAGAUAAUCAUCAACAAUUUACUAUGAAACAAUUAUUACAAAUAAAACGUAUAACAUUAUCAAAAAUAUUAUGUAAUACACUUAAUAAUAUUGAAACAAUUCAAUCAUCUGUAUUAUUAAAAGUUGAUAAAGACAAAAAUCCACGUGUAUCAUGUAAUGAAGUGGAUGAAUUAAAUUUUAAUGAUUGGGCUGAAAGACAGCCAAAAUCAGUUAAUUCAACUCGUACAUUUCCUUGGCGUAAACCAGUUAAAACAAAUGUUAAUCAAAAAAAUAGAAUUGUCGUUAAAAGACCACAUGGAACAAAUGAAAAUGUAACAAUUGUUGUACAAAAUCAUGCUAUAAGUUCACCAGUAUUUAUAACUGAUUCAGUUUAUACUUCAAAUGUUAAAACUGUACCACAACAAACAUCUGAUUCAUCAAUUGAUUAUGGAUCAUUUGAAGAUAAUGAUUCAACUAGUGAAAAACCAUUAACAAAUCCUACAGCAUCAUCAUCGUCAUCAUCAACAACAACAACGACAACAACAACUGUUCAACCAGCACGAUUUAAUGAUUGGAUUGCAAAUUCUAGAAAUCCAGCACAAUCUGUAUGGCCAAAUUUAUAUGGUCCAAUCAUAUCAAAUCCACCAGUUGUCUCAACAUUUAUCAAUGGACAAGAUUCUUCCAGAUCACAUUACAUAGAAAAAAAUGUAUCAAAGCCUCUUUCUACAAAUAAUAAAUUUAUAUCUGUUAAAGUUGUUGAAGAAAAACAACAAGAAAUCAAAAAUUAUAAUGAAAAUAUACCUGUUAUUCAAGAUGACAUGAAAAAAUUUAUGACACAUGAUGAUUCAAGCACUGAUGAACUUCCAAAACCCAUUUUAAAACACAAAUUAUAAAAUUACAUAUUUUAAAUUAUUAAUUUUAUUAUUCUAUAUAGAAUAAUAAAUAUUUGUAAC
Aphidius gifuensis is the source of this 2978-nucleotide messenger RNA. RefSeq names its product chorion peroxidase-like. The transcript has 9 exons. Bases 111 to 2918 code for a protein of 935 amino acids. Gene Ontology annotation, molecular function: peroxidase activity; heme binding. NCBI's taxonomy places the organism in Eukaryota, Metazoa, Arthropoda, Insecta, Hymenoptera, Braconidae. The record is from RefSeq and is a predicted model, not a curated record. Gene Ontology annotation, biological process: response to oxidative stress.